AUGUCGGGGAACACUGGUGAUCAAGCGAGCGGUCAGACUGGCGGCCAGCCAAGCCAGGACAGUCAGACCGGAGGACAACCAAGUAACCAGAACUGGGGAGACAACGAACCCAACAACCAGGGGAACGCCGGACAAAACAACAACGCACCCAGCAGUCAGGGAAACGCCGGACAAGGCAACAAUCAGCCGGGCGGAAACUUGACAAUGGAGCAACUGGCGGAUAUGUUUGAUCGAGUGGAAGAUUUCAGACGUCAACGCGACGCGGCGCGAAAUCCUCCUCCCCCGCCGCCUCCACCUCCCCCACCGCCUCACCAACCAUUCCAACCUCCCUUGCAUCCCCCUUUCCAACAAGCGAACCCUCCAUUCCAACAACAGGCGAAUCCCGGUGUUGGACAGACCAUCAACUUGACGCUCGACCAGUUCCAGCAGAUGUUGACUCACGUGGCGGGAGCCACGAACCAAGUCGGCCAGUACAAUGGGAACAAUGACAACAGAUGGGAUGGAUGGAAGAUCCAUCACAUCGGAUACUUCCAACCCACGACGGACGAUGACGACUGGAACGCAACGUCCUAUACUUCCAAGUCAGAGACGAUCUGGCAGGAUGUAGACAGUUUUAUCAACAGCAUUCGAACCAACGCGACAACACAGGACCGAGCUGAUAUGAUUUGUCGCAACCUAGCUCAAUUGUUCAGAGGCAAGGCAAGCCAAUGGUGGAUCAACCUCCUGUCGGACGUUGACAGAUUCCAAUUCUCCAGAACAUUGGACAGCUGGUUCGCCGCCUUAAGAUCGAAAUUCCGCCUGAGCGUAGCGGAGGCAAACGACAAGUUGAAUGAACUCCACUACACGGACGAACUGUGCUCCAAAGGAAUUGACGUCAAUGAAUGGGCGGCACGCGUGAUGUCGAUGUCAAAGUCGGCAAUGAUGACAGAACCCUACCAACAGUUGAUUCAAGUUUGGUCAAGACUUGAUGGUGCUAUUCAAGAAUUGGUCUUUGAACCUACACCAGAUGUUCCAGUCAAUGAGUGGUUGUCUCACCUGACGGAGAAGGUCAGGUCGCACAGAAACAAGCUCAACAAAGUAUCAUUCAACACAGCAAUGAUCAGGAAAGGAAAGACUGGAACACCGUACAACCAAUUUCUCGAGACGACUCCUUCCGGAUCAAGCGCUGCCGCUGUAUCUUUCCAUGUAGCCCCAGACGGGACAACCGACGAUUCAUAUUACUUCGGAAGACAGAAUAAUCGCUACGAUAACCGUGAUCGUGGCUCCAACUAUCGCAACUACGGUCGCGGAGGUUUCUUCUCCAAGCAAUACAACGAUCGCAAUGACAAUCGCUACAACGAUCGCAAUGACUCUCGCGACGCCAAAAAAUGGGACAACGGAAAGAAAGUACACUUCAACCUUCAGAACAACGGUAAUCGCUCCCCUGACUACCGAAAUGACAAUAGAAGAAGGGACUUCAGGCGAUUUGACAGAAGAUUCGACAACCGACGUCCAAGGUUCUCAGGCAAAAGAUGGUACCGCAGAUGGGUGCCACGAUCAAGGGAAGUCGCCUAUUGGUUCAACGAAGAGGGAGAUGAAAUCCUGGUCGAAGCGAACUCUGACGAACGUGAUGAAAUCGAACAUGCGCUGAAGGAAGAAGGAUACUCGUUCGUUAACCAGGUGCAACUGGAUGAAAAUGAUAUUGCGCAAGCGGAACAAGUGCUCGGAAGCGAGUACAAUGGGUCUGAUGAAUCAACCUCCCAACCAGCCUUCCCACCAGAAAACCCAGAAACAUGCUACGCCUUGGAGUCGAUCAAGACAUCAGACAUUCCUCCAAUCAAUGCGUCCAGAGACCUGACUUGUACGAAGUGCGGUGAGAACUUCGAGUCUGGAAACAAGCUCCACCGACACAUUCGUGCAAACGAAUGUCACAGAAGUUGGGUAGCUCGAUAUGCAACAGACGCAAAAUACUACAAAGCACCAUUCCCUAAGACCAUGCGAGCCGUCAAUGGACUUGUCAAAGUCGAAGACAAGGUUCGUUUUUCCUUUUUCGUGCCCGGGACGACGCCCAAUGGGAUGAACGCCUUCUCGAAGUUCACAGUGGAGGCAUGGGUGAUCGAGCAGCUGGAACCUAAUAUGCUGCUCGGGACAAACUGGAUGUUUGAAUAUCAGGUAUCCAUCCUGAUGGACGUCGAACAACUCAAGUUCGGGAACUGCGAGAACAUGACUUCGAAAUUUGAGUACGUCCAGAAGAAAAAUCGCACAGCCAGCCCCGUCAUGAUCGCCCAGAAUAAAACAAUCCCACCAAAGUCAGUAGAUUGGGUAAACGUCUACUAUAACCCAAUCGAUGAGGUGGACGAUCAUUAUGCUACAAGGGUCUUCCAUUUUAUGUCGAGCGACAAGAUGGUCAAAGACCAUGUCAUGACGUUGGAGAACGACGCAUUCAACCGCCAAACAGGAAGAGCAUUGGUCUACAACGACUCUGAUGUCCCACGAAAGUUCAAAAGAAAGAAUCGCAUCGGAACCAUCUACGAUUUUGACGAUGAAGCCGAUACGCCAAUUGAAAGCGAGGAGUCUUUGUUUCAUCUUUGGAACGCAUCAGACGACGAGGGUUUCAUUGAUCCUGAUGGAAGUCCCCCGAAAGAACCAAUGCAGAGAGCAUGGAAACAAUGGUCUCCUACAAGACCACCUGACGUACCUGAGAUCAAGUUGGACAAUGGCGUCCACGUGUGUUCAAUCAACUCAUCUGAGGCAGAGAGGAUGAGACAGAUCGUUGAGUCAUUUGAUGUGUGGAGAGAUCGUGGGAUCAUCCCAAUGCGCGAGGAAGACAAGAUGCGUAUCGACCUCGUAGACGGUUGGCAAAACCUUAAGUUGUCAACCAGACCCUACCAAAUUGGCUUGGCGGACCGAAAAGUUCUUGAUGAGGUACAUGACAAACUACACGAAGCCGGAAAGAUGGAAUGGAUGCUCCAACCAUCGAGAUUCGCCAGCCCUGUGUUCGUGGUUUGGCGACUGGUUAAUGGAAAGAAGAAAGGACGCGUGGUAGUGGACCUGCGCGCUCUGAACAAGGCCUCAGUACCAGAUGUCUAUCCGAUUCCGACGCAACAGAACAUCAUCGCCAAGGUCAGAGGGAAGAAAUACAUGACAAUGUUUGAUGCGUCGGCGUUUUUCUUCCAACUACCCGUACUUACGAGACAUCGUGAUCGAAUGACCAUCAUCAGCCCGAGAGGACUUGAGACAUCCAACGUUGCAAUAAUGGGUUUCAAAAACAGCCCAUCUUACGCCCAAAGGUUCAUGGACAGACUCCUACAUCCUUAUCGCGGUUACGCAUGUGCGUACAUCGACGAUAUCCUUGUCUACAGUGAUACAUUUGAGGAACAUUGCGAACACGUGAGAAUGGUCCUUUCGGCAUUCCAAAACAUCGGUCUUGCGCUUUCACCACACAAAUCAUUCUGCUGUUACCCUUCCGUUACAUUGUUGGGCUUCAAGGUUGACGCCUUGGGUAUGGCGACAACGGAGGAACGGACAGCAGCUCUGGCGAAGAUCAAAAUGCCGGACAACUUGGGUGCACUUGAGACGUACCUUGGCAUGACAGGAUUCUUGCGAUCCUUUAUAUACCAGUACGCGCAGAAGGUUGAACCACUCGAAGCAAGGAAAAAGGCACUGUUGGAAGAACUACGGAAGAAGGACGUGAAGGUACAGAAAAUCAACAAGGCGAUACGAGCGAAAAACGUGUCCAAGAUGACCUUUCAGCCUACUGAAAGGGAGAUCCAAUCAUUUAACAUCCUCCAGAAGUACCUAUCAAAGGAGAUUUCGUUAUACCAUCAGGACCCGUCAAAGACAUUGUUCAUUAAGCUGGAUUCGAGCAAGCAUGGCAUGGGUGUGUUUGUUUUCCACCUAGCGUCCGACCAUUGGGAUGGAAAAAGACUGCCUAUCAAAGAGAUCCAACCAAUCAUGUUCCUGAGCAGGAUGAUUAAACCAGGAGAGAAAGGAUAUGUUGCCACGGAGUUGGAGGUCGCGUGUCUGGUCUGGACAUGCAAGAAGAACAGAGCACUUAUCAAUUCCUGCCAAAAACAACCCGUCAUUCUCACAGACCACGCUGCCACGAAAGGCGUGGUAGGACAUACAAGCAUCGACACCACGGAUACAACGAAAGCUAACCAACGACUGAUGAACGCUUCCAUGUACCUGAGCCAAUUUAGUCUGAACGUUUGUCAUAUACCUGGAAAGGCCAACCUCGUGCCGGACGCAUUAUCGCGACUACCUACGUUGGAUAAGAAAGACCAACUGGAAGAGAUGACCAAAGGACAUCGACUCGCCAACGAGUUGGAUGACAUAUGGGAUGACAAAGAUGAGGACGAUGGAUUUUUCCCGGAUAACGCAUAUUUUGGCAUGGAAUCAACGAGCAAUCUCACGAUCGACCCAGAGUUGAGGAAAUCAAUUGAACAAGGAUACGCUGAGGAUGAAACCUGGCAGCGAAUCUAUGAUACAUUGAUCAAAAGGUCCUCAAAAGGUGAUACGACAGUCAUGGACCCGACACAGAAGACAACAAAGAUUCGUUACCCCUUCUGCCUUGAGCACGGCCUAAUCUACAGACGCGAUUACGACGGUCGCUACAACCUAUGCGUCCCAUCGUCAGCGACGAACCGCAAGAAGAUGCUUGGGGAAAUGCAACCUACGUUCACUCCGGCGCAGCCAUAUCACACGGUUGUCAUUGAUUUUAUCAUAGGUCUGCCGCCAGAGGCCCAGAACAGGUCGUUCUGGCGACUCACGGAUGUCACGGACAUGUUCGACUCUAUGAUGACCGUGACCUGCAAAUGGUCAAAGAAAUCAAUCCUCAUCCCCGGAUCUGCCGCUAAAAUGAAAGAAAGAUACGACGGAGCCCAUCAGCCAGUUGAUUUCAAGGUUGACCAAAUGGUCUAUCUAAAGCUACAUAAAGGCUUUAACGUCCCCGGGAAGCCAUCUCGUAAAUACUCCCAACAAAGAGCCGGACCAUUCAAAGUCAAAAGACGAGUCGGCCCCUUGGCGUACGAGUUGGACCUACCACCGACGUGGAAGAUCCAUCCAAUCAUAUCAGUCAUCCACUUGUCGGCGGCUCCUACUGACAAAGAUCCAUGGGAAAGGAACGUCGAAGAACCCGGACCUGUCGAAGUCGAAGGAGAAGAAGACCAAUGGGAAAUCGAGAAGAUCACUGAUAGAAAGCUAAUACGACCAAAGGGAAGACAGCCGUUCGUCAAGUACCUGGUGAAAUGGAAAGGUUACGGCAAUGAACACAACGAAUGGAAAAAGAGAAGCGAGUUGAUCCUGACGGCCCCAAAGAUUGUCGAACAAUGGGAAGAGAAGCACCCGGCCAUGGAAUGGCUGAGGAACGUGGUGAUCACUAGCAGGAUGCCAAGGCGUACUGCGCAACAACGCCUCGAAUCAACAGAGGCCCAAGGACGGUUCGAAAUCCGUGAAUUUCUAAAGGCCUUCCUUCCAAAGUGCGCCCUCAACAUCAACAAAAGACCGGUAGAGGGAUCAAACCACGAACAGGCGCUUCAACUGUUCGACCAACUAACACAAGUGAUGCUGGACCAAGAGGUCUACAAAGUCACAGAAUACCAACAAUGGAAAGGUCGAAAACGUCUCAGUGAACUUGUGAGGGAGGUCGAAGCAAUCGCGAGACUGCAUCAACGAGACGCCAUUGUCCCAAUCAAGAAGUCCAUUGGUUGGUUCUACCUCGCGAUGUUGUAUCACAUCCGUGGAAAGACAGAUACUGUUGAAAGAUACUAUCAACAGAUCAAGUUGAUUGAACACCUGCCAACUGCCAUCUACGCGGCAUUGGAUGGUUUGCCCGACAACAAACCGAUCCUGGUUAGAACAUCGACACCAAUGAUCCAGCCUCAGGGAGUCAUCGAACUGGACAACGGCGAGACGAACGAUGAAAUCAAAAUCGAAGACCUUGAAGAAGUCCCACGAAGCCACCUCCCCUCCCGGGAGCUAGCUGGUGUUGUCCAGGCCGGACUGAACAUCCGACACAACGCCGUGCAAGUCACUCAACCCCCGAAGCACGUCAAAACAAUUGAGGUUACCAUUACCUACAAGCGCGAUGAGAUUGAAAACAAAUACGCCGAACUGUUCGACAAGUUGAUGGGAGUCAACGUCGAUAACAACAGUCUGCGUAACGAAGUUCGCAAGCUCACCGAGAAUGAAGUGAGGGUCGUCUCACAACAGACCAAAGCGAAGCUUUGGAACUUCGGCGAAUACCACAACGCGCCCCAUUUGAAGGAAUGGGUCAACACGAAGGAAGAUCUGACUGAAUUGUCAGUCCAAGUGACCAAGGAACACGAACCGGAGGGAAGAUGGUCGGACAUGUCACAUAUCGCCCGCAAGUUGUACCAGUACUCGUCAAUCGAUUCGACCAACCAGUUGUGCAAGAAACUGGGCACCCUUUCAAAGAUCGCGACUGACGCGGCAGACAAACUGAAGAAGGGAACAGAGAAUGCGGAUGAUUACAACGGAUGCGCGAUGGACGCAGCGGAGGAGAUCAUGCAAGCCCGAAAGCUGGUACGCGACAAGGCACCAAACAUCCUCGAAGAAUUCGACCAGAUUGUCACGGGUUGUCGAGACUGGACAAUUAUCCAGGAGCUGAGAAACCAUCGCGCUUGUGAGCUCCUACCCGAACUUCCUAUCCCCUCAAGACGCCGAGCGUCCAUCGAGGAAGAAGAAGACCUGUAA
Messenger RNA from Clonostachys byssicola, 6696 nucleotides. The record is from the annotation of a GenBank genome assembly. NCBI's taxonomy places the organism in Eukaryota, Fungi, Ascomycota, Sordariomycetes, Hypocreales, Bionectriaceae.